Messenger RNA from Paramecium pentaurelia, 1747 nucleotides. The record is from the annotation of a GenBank genome assembly. NCBI's taxonomy places the organism in Eukaryota, Ciliophora, Oligohymenophorea, Peniculida, Parameciidae.
AUGCAAUCAACAUAUACUUAGAAUCAAAGUUCAUAAGAUUGGAAAACAAAAAAAGUAGAUAAUUUUGUAGUCGUCAAUAUGAAAUUAGGAAAGGGAUAAUUUGGAACAGUAUAUCGUGGACAUUAUAAGGAUGAUUAAACAAAAUAAGUAGCAAUUAAGACUAUUCCUAUGCAUGUAAUAAUAUCUAUUUAAUUAUUUUGUAUAGGUUGUGCAAAAUAGUGAAUAAUUGUAGUAACACAUUAAAAGAGAGAUUUCUAUUCUAACAAAAAUAGAUCAUCCUAAUAUUGUCAAAUUGAUUCAUGUUACAAAGACAACUUCUAAUUUGUAUAUGAUUUUAGAAUUUUGUAAGGAUGGAGAUUUGGCUGAAUAUCUAAAUAAAAAAUUAGAUAAAAGAUUAUCAGAAUUAGAAGCUGUCAUCUUCUUUAAACAUGUUAUAAAAGGAUUUGAAAUCUUACAUUAAGAAAAAGUUAUUCAUAGAGACAUUAAACCUUCAAAUAUCCUAUUGAAUGAUGGAGUGGCAAAAAUUGCUGAUUUUGGAUUCGCAAGAAUUAUUGAAUCAGAAAUAGAUAAAAUGAAUCUUAGCAGAGUAGGUUCUCCUAUAUAUAUGGCUCCAUAAAUUUUGGAAGGUACACAUUUUACUUCUAAAUGUGAUAUUUGGUCUAUUGGAGUUAUGUUUUAUGAAUUAUUAUAUGGAGUGACUCCUUGGAUUGCCAAUGGAUAAUGUGAAUUAUUAGAAAAGAUUACAACUUAACCUCUUUAAUUUCCAGAGAUUCCUGUUAGAAGUUAAAAAGUUAAGAAUUUAUUAAAACGUAUGUUAACUGUAAAUGAAGCUGAUCGUAUAAAUUGGGAAGACUUAUUUACAAAUGAAAUCAUUGUAAUAGAUGAAAAUUAAAUUCAUUACAAUAUGUAAUAAAUGGAAAAAGAAAAGGAUAGAUUAAUGAGAUCAAUAAGUCUUAAUAAAAUAUACAUAAAUCAAAAUUUGAUUCUUGGAUAUAUGAAGGAUAUUAAUAAAAUUGAAGAAGAAUAAUCAGAUGCUAAAUUAGCUGGUUAAUAACCUGUUUAUAAUGAUAUAUUUUAAUAAUAUAAUGCUGAAUCUGAAGAAGCAAAAACAAUUUAAAAAUUAAACACUAUAUGCAAAUAUGAAAGAAAUUUAGCAUUUUUUUAUAGUUUCCUUAUUUAAGGUUUGUUUUCUAUGUUAUAAUAAAAGGUUAUGCCUAUAUCCAUUGAAUUAUGUUUUCAACUUAUUUUCUGUAUCUCCAAAAAUUAACUUAUUAAAAUGGAAGAACUCUAUAGAGAAAUAAGUAAAUCUCAAAAUCCUGAAUAUGAAAUAUACAUGAGAUCUUAAGAAUUUAAAUAAAUGUGUAAACAUCUUUAAAUGGAUAUUGAUUAAGCUAUGAAAUUCUUUGUUGAAAUUUUAAGAAAAUGUUUAAGUCUAUAAAAUUAAGCCAAAUAAAUUGUUCUUAAUGAAUAACCAAAAGAAUUUUACUAAUAAUAUUUAUGCAUUUUAGAUAAUAAUUUGACUUUGACUGAUUAAUUUUAAUAAAUUUAUUAUGGUACUGUGAAAUUAGUCUUGGAUAAACUAACAUCUGAAACUGUAGAAUUAAUGAAACUAAAGUUUUAUUUAAAUAUCUGUUUGAAUCCAAAAGUGAUUUUUACAGAUUACAAUUAUGACUUUAGUAGGUUUUAUGAAGAAAUUCAAUAUGCAACUAUUGAAGAUUGGAAAAAAGCCCUUAAAAAGUUCAAUUGA